Homarus americanus (American lobster) is the source of this 660-nucleotide messenger RNA. RefSeq lists its product as uncharacterized. The record is from RefSeq and is a predicted model, not a curated record. Bases 1 to 660 code for a protein of 219 amino acids. The transcript has a single exon. Lineage: Eukaryota; Metazoa; Arthropoda; Malacostraca; Decapoda; Nephropidae.
AUGCCAUCACACUAUCCUCACGCCACCACCUACUUCUCUGCCCAUGCCAUCACUAUCCUGCCCACGCCACCACCUACGCUACACUGCCCAUGCCAUCACUAUCCUGCCCACGCCACCACUAGGCUACUCUGCUCAUACCAUCACACUAUUCUGCCCACGCCACCUGCUAUCAUGCUAUCACACUAUUCUGCCCACCACCACUUCUCUGCCAUGCCAUCACCACGCCACCACCUACGCUACUCUGCCCAUGCCAUCACACUAUCCUGCCCACGCCACCACCUACGCUACUCUGCCUGUAUGCCAUCACACUAUCCUGCCCACGCCACCACCUACCGCUACUCCUGCAUGCUAUCACACGCCACCUACGCUUCUCUGCCCAUGCCAUCACACUAUCCUGCCCACGCCACCUACUGUCUCUGCUCAUGCUAUCACACUAUUCUGCCCACGCCACCACCUACCUUCUCUGCCCAUGCCAUCACUAUCCUGAACCACCACCUACGCUACUCUGCCCAUGCCAUCACUAUCCUGCCCACGCCACCAACUACGCUACUCUGCUCAUGCUAUCACGCUAUCCUGCCCACGCCACCACCUACGUUACUCUGCCCAUGCCAUCACACUAUCCAGCCCACGCCACCACAUUACCCUGUCCACGCCAGCUAA